AUGUUUUUUUACCUCCUUGUAUUGGAAAUCAUCGGCCUUGAACCUGUUGCCUUGGCUGAUGAUUGUUGGGUGCGCGCUCCCUCCGAUGGCAUACAACUUCCAGUGCGAGUAGUCGUUGUUCACGACGUGGGCAAAUCCCCACCUGACACGUGGCAUUCUCUGUAUGCACCCGAUCCCGAACCUGUUGAACGCGAUCGUCACCUGCAUGAUCGCAUCCUUCGCAUCCGUGUCCGACACGUGGUCGAUCCACACGCGGCUCGACCCGUAGAUGCUGAUGGCAUCCCCGUCGCUCUGCGUUCGAAGUCCCACGUGGCCAACCGAGUCUCGAAUCAUCCCACCCGAGGCCACCACGAUGUCAUGGAUCCACACGUUGUGUAUGAUUAUGUUGCGCACGAACUGUAUCGUGAUCCCGGCUCCGUACGCGAUGUGAACCUGCACGCCUCGACCGUCGAUCGUCUUGUCGCUAGUCAUGAUUAG
This is a messenger RNA of Striga asiatica, 477 nucleotides long. The record is from the annotation of a GenBank genome assembly. Lineage: Eukaryota; Viridiplantae; Streptophyta; Magnoliopsida; Lamiales; Orobanchaceae.